Molecule: messenger RNA, 6882 nt
Organism: Varanus komodoensis (Komodo dragon)
Lineage: Eukaryota; Metazoa; Chordata; Lepidosauria; Squamata; Varanidae
Gene: RIN3
Product: Ras and Rab interactor 3
Exons: 10
Coding region: 887-3751 (954 amino acids)
Biological process (GO): signal transduction; vesicle-mediated transport
Cellular component (GO): cytosol; endocytic vesicle
Molecular function (GO): guanyl-nucleotide exchange factor activity; small GTPase binding
Source: RefSeq, a predicted model, not a curated record
AAUCUAAUAAAUUAAAUAGCCAGCAGUUUCCUUUGCCUUUGUGAUACCACAAAGAGCUGCCUGAGGAAGCUGCCCCGCUCUGCUUAACAGCAGGACCAGCCCCAGUGACAGUAGCAAGCUCGAGACGUAUGCACUCGGCACUUGCUGGAAAGCUCAGUGCCUCUGGCACAUAAGAACUUCAUUCUUGCAGGUCCUAUGUAAACAGUAUGAAGGCUUCCAGGCUCCAUCUGGUUCUAGUUAUUCUCUCACACACGCAAAUACACAUGCCUUAGGAAUUUGCAGAUGGACACUGGGCUGCUCUCUCUCUGUGAGUGUGUGAUCCUUUACAGUGUUCAUUCUACACUGUUACCGCCUUUCCUCCAGAAGGUACCUGUAUGACCAAUGAAAUCAUCCCUUCCUCCGACUUAAACGAAAAAGCAGGUACUAAGUUGGUGACUAACUAUAAUGGCCCUUCCCUCUGUCUAAUUCACUCGGAGCUAAACUGCACGACUAAAUAUGGGUUUAUAACAAGAGACAAGAGAGUGAAAAAAAAGAAAAGAAAGAAAACACCCUUGACCACCAAGGACUGCCUCUUCCUGAAGGCCCCCGUUCACAUAAAUACAGGAAGUACGAAAGAAAGAAGCUAAGUGACAGCACAUAUACUUGGGACUUUAUUCUCACUUUGGAGGCUCCGGUUUCUUGGGACUCCUGCGGCAAAAACUGAGCUUCCCAUUGUGUUGUACCAUCAUCGGCCCAAAAGGUUUAAAAAAAAAAAAAAAAAACUGGUGGAGAGAGUGGAUCCAGGAGGACGCGGGGGUUUCAUCAGGAAAUGGCAAGGUAUGACUUACUUCACAAGGGAAACCUAAACGAAGUUUGAAGGACGACGCUCCCCCGUUUUAUUGCUGUGAUGACGACAACUUCAGCGGGCAACCAGGCAGCUGGGCCUGGCACAGAAGAAGAAAAGGAAGAUCAGACCCAGGUGAGCCAGCCUAUCACUGUGAGGAAUUGCUUUUCGCCGCCUGGUAUCAGCAUCCUUGAGAAACUCAUCAAAACCUGCCCGGUUUGGCUUCAGUGGAGUAUCAGUCAGGAAAAGGUUGCUGAGAUACUCUGCAAAGAACCAGAAGGGAUAUUUAUGGUCAGGAAAGAUGAGACCCUGAAAGGCCUGCUUCUCUCCGUUCAUUUCCCAGCCCAGAUGGACGCUUUGGAGGUUUUGGAGUAUGAGAUUAAACAAGAAAGAACAUUGCUACACCUGGAAGGAUCCCUCCUGGUGUUUGAAGAUAUCUUCAAACUGGUGGCAUUCUACUGUGUCAGUAGAGAUUUGCUUCCCUUUAUGCUAAGGCUGCCCCAAGCAAUAUUGGAGGCCAAUAGUGUUAAAGACCUAGAAACCAUCUCUAAUCUGGGAAUAGGUUUCUGGGACUCCUCUUUAAAUCAAAGGCAAGGACAAAGGUUUACCCAUCCUGUGAAAGGCUCUGGUUUCUCCACAACCCCAGCAAAAAAAGUAAAAAACUCCAGCCAGUGUUUUGCAAGCAGCACUAGCAAUUGUUCAUGUGAAAUUGAGCUGUCAAUAGGAAAUGACAGGCUGUGGUUUGUGAAUCCUAUUUUUAUAGAGGAGAGAAGCAACUGGUUUCUCCCGGAUGUUCCUCCUUCAGAGAUCAGUAGGAAGAGUCAUUCUUUUACUAGCAAUAUUGUGACAAGACCCCCAAAGAGGUCUCCCAGCCGCCGGCCCCCUCCACCACCACCUCUUCUGCCUGCACAGUCUGAGAAACCUCCCAUGACCACUUCUGAAGAGGAUCAACUUCAGGUCUUGGACAAAAACCAAACAGAGAUGAAAACUGAAGUUAGUAAAGACAAGGAAGAUGAUGGCCAAGGGUCCUUUUCUCCAGGUAACCCUUCAUCCCCAAAUUCAAAGAAGAGAGUUCCUCCAUCCAUUCCACCACGGAGGUGCUUCUCUGAAAGACCUUCAGGAAAGAAUUGGUUUGUUAAAUCUUCUGAACAUCUUAUACCGGGCCAGAAACAGCCAGAAAAUCAUUGGGAUGAGAAGGAAAGUUGUACAGACCAUCUUCAGUGCUUUGAGACUCCACAAACACUUGAACAGGGGAUUAAAAAGAACCCCUCCCCAUGUCAAGAAGCAAAAGUGGAGAGUGAGGACAAGAAUACACCAGCUGAGCUGCAGAGGAAGCCCUCAAAAAAGCUGAUCAGGACUCCAGUUCCACCCCCACGGAAGAAGAGGCUUUCAAGAGAGUCAUCCUCUGUCAGCACUUGCCAUUCGAAACACAGAAGUGCUAAAGAGUUAGAAAUGGUAGACCUUCCAGGAAAUGCACAACCACUAGAAAAUAUUGGUUCUGAGGCAAAAAAGGAAUCAAAAUUGGACUGUAAGCUUGUCAGCUUAUCAUCUUCUGAAGGUUCCCAUGACUCACUUCAUUGUCCAGUAAGCAGCUCAGGGCCCAACACAACCGCUUCUGAACAGGACUCCUAUUCUACAAGUAGCACUGAGGAUGAGCUGGAGUUAGUGACUAGCCCUUCUGUGAAGAAGACGCGUUCCAUGAUCCUAGGAAAGGCAAAGCGCCGUCUAUCCAUGGUCAGUCUGAGCCAUGUCUUCACAGCUUUCCUGUCUGCCGACAGGAAGCUCCAAAAAAAGAUCGUGGAACUGGCCCAGGACAAAGACUCCUACUUCGGCAACUUGGUGCAGGACUAUAAAGUGUACAGUCUGGAGAUGAUGGCAAGGCAGAGCUCCAGCACUGAGAUGCUGCAAGAAAUCCGCUUGAUGAUGACACAGCUGAAGAGCUACUUGAUACAAAGCACAGAGCUGAAGUCCUUUCUGGACCAGGCUGUUCAUAUGGAGGAGCAAGUAGAGGUGAUCAUCGAGUCCGCUUUGCACAAGUGUGUCUUGAAGCCUUUAAAAGAGGCCAUCGAUACUUACUUAAGAGAAAUCCACAGCAAAGAUGGAUCCUUCGAGCUCCUGAAAGAAAACCAGCAAGUCAUACAAAAUACAACUACCACUGACCUAGGAGUAACCACUAGUGUGCCUGAAGCUGCAUUGCUGGAGAAAAUCCUACACAAAUUCACAAGUAUGCACAAGGCCUACUCUCCAGAGAAAAAGAUUAGCAUCUUGUUGAAGUCCUGCAAACUCAUCUAUGAUUCCAUGACUCAGGGAAACCCAGGGAAGCAGAUGACUUACGGAGCAGAUGACUUUCUCCCGGUCCUCAUGUAUGUGCUGGCCCGCAGCAACCUGAUGGAGGUGCUUCUGAACGUGGAGUAUAUGAUGGAGCUGAUGGACCCUGCUCUGCAGCUGGGUGAAGGUUCUUAUUACUUAAUCACUACUUAUGGGGCGGUAGAGCUUAUCAAGAGCUACGACAAGAUCACCGUCACCCGGCAGCUCAGCACCGAGGUUCAAGAUUCCAUCCACCGUUGGGAGAGACGGAGGACGCUUAACAAAGCUCGAGCAUCCCGGUCGUCAGUUCAGGAUUUCAUCACCAUCUCCUUAAUGGAAGCCAAUGGCAACACAAGGACACUUGCCUACCGGACUGACUCGACAGCCCAUGAUCUGACUCAACAGUGUGCUGAGAAGUUUGAUGUCUUGGAGCCUGAAAACUAUAGACUGUUUGUUCAUGUUGAUGACAGGAGCAUGCAACUUGACGAAAAUGCCCUUCCGCACUGCAUCAAGUCCCAUCUGCUGAACAAAGAACCGAAGCCAACGUUCCACUUUAUUUAUAAGCCAAUGGGAGAUGAAGAGACACUGGUACCCAUCAUCAAGGAGCCAGAUGUGAUAUAAUAGCAACAUUGUGCUGUUGUAGCAGACUCAUCUUAAAGCAUUCUGAUGUUUUUCCUUACAAAGUCUUCUGAUCUCUGCUGGCAGCAGAAGCAAUCUGAAGUGCAGCUUCUGAUCUGAAUGGAGAUGGAGACAGCACUGGAAAUCUUUCACUGGGGCAUUCUCUCAAAGAAAUUCAUUUGCAGCUGUAUAUGGAAUAUUUGAAGCAAAGUUCAUUCUUGGGAGUUGAGGGGGAAACGUCAAACGAUGCAGGAUGCAAUUCUUUGCAUGUUUAAUCAGAAGAAAGUUCUGCAGCUUUCUGCCAGCAUUUUCCAGCCAUCAUGACUGGCUGAGGCAUGUUGGGAAUUGUGGGACCUUUCUCUGCCUGAACGUGCAUAGAAUUAGUACCCUUAGAAACUUAAAUCAGGAGUGAAUGAUGUAAUGUUAGCACCAGUUGUCCUGGUACAAAGUUGAAGGCUUGAGGUUAGAGGUAUCACAGGUAAUUCAAGGCAUUUUGGUGCCUGAGGCAGAAAAUCCAAACAACCUAGUUGUAGUAAGCAAGAAUAUAAAAAGUGUUCUGACCCUGAGGGCACAUCCGCUUUCAGCAUGAGGCCUGCUGGCUACACAUGCAAACACACAGUCAUUACUAAAUAAUUUGCAAUGCCUGUGAUGAUACUGACAUUUUCCUCCCAAGGUGGAAACUAAUUCUGGAUAUUAUAGAAGUCAUAAACUUCUGCCUCUAGUUUGUCAGAGACUAACUAGAUGUGAAAAGAGACACAGAGCUGCCACCAAUUCCUGUUUGGUUCAACUAGUUCUUAUCACAUCGAGCUGAACACGACAUGGGACACUGUGACCUUGUGCUGUGCCUUGCCCCACCUUGGCCUCACGUGGUUGGCUUUGGGGGCAAAGCAAAACAGCUUGUGGAGACAUCAUGCAGCGUGUUCCCUGAGACCGUACAGAAAACAGAUGCAUGGAGCUAGCCAGCCUAGCACACAAAACUGGAUGUACUCAUUCUGUCGAAGACAAAUCCGAAUCAAGAUUUGGGUCACGUGCACAUAGAUGCUUUUCCAUUUAAUAUCUUCCCCAAGGUUUCCUUCCAUAAUCCUUCACAAGUACCACUCCCAACUGUGAUUAUGGAAAGAAAUGAUCCUUCUACAUAAUUUCAGACUACAACUUAGGCACUUACAAGGCUGGCAUAGUUGAGAGUGACCCAGAAUGCUCCGUGGUGACUCAAUAGAAGGCAGCUUUAUUUAUUCCUAGAAGGGGAAGACAGAAAUGUAGGAGGAGAAUGAAGCAUAGUGAGAUGGGCCACAAAGCCAGGAUCUAGAAGCGAGAGCCUAAGGUUGAUAGGUUGUGCUUUGCAAAAAUGAGAUAAAUAAUCAGAACUAUAAUAAGGGAGAUGGAGCUUCCCAGAUCUACUCCAUAGUGCAGUGCACAUCUUGUGAGUGGCCACUCCUGGGUUAAAUUAUGCAUAUUCUUCUGCUCUUGGUGCUUUGCAUACAUCUCCAUGUAUCUUUGAUACAAACCAACCCUACACAGCCAGGACCUGUAAAGCCAAACACUUGGCAUGUUGCAUAGCUCAGGACUUUGGGAUGUUUGAGUGCAUACUUGUAAGCACAUGAUGCAUUUAAUCAUUUGGCAUCAAAGAAUGCAUCCAGGAAGUGCAGGCGUAUGGAUAAACACAUAUGUAAAGCUGUGCUGGCUCCGCCCAGGGCUCCAUCUAGCUCCCCAUUCUGUUUGCACAGUGGUCAGCCUGCAGUCGGCCACGCUCUCUUCCACCCACGUGGCCCUGCAACUGGUGCAGGCAAGCAUACAGCCUUUCAUUCUGAGAGCAGCACCCAGACAUCCAGAAGCCGUUGAUAGCCUUACCUUGCAUUAAUUUGUCCAAACCCCCCCCCCAAAAAAAGCACCAUAAGUUAAUGAAUGCAAGCAUUCACCUGUGUGUUGUGUGAGUGAGUUCUUCCCUCUGUGCCGAAUCUCCCACCAGUCAGUUGCAUGAGAAGGCCAUCCCACCAUUUCUUCCAUUACAAGAAAGGGAGAAAAGGGACUCCACCUCUUGUUGGUUGCUCCCCACCCCGUGCACACUUGCAUAUCGUCUCUUGGGAGCAGAGGGACAGAGUUCAGCUGGGGCCGCUUUCCUGCAGGCCGCCCAGCAAAUAUUGCAGCAGCUCAACUCGGUUGCUGCCUCAAGUCCUGUACUACUGAUACCAGCAGACAAACAGUAAAUGGUGGAGCAGUGUGGGGAGGGAGAAGAUCAACCCCCAAACGGAAUUUGUGAAGUGCCGUCCUUUUGCAAUACUGUGCAGCGUUCAUAAUGAAAGUUGGGUGGGGGGGGGAGUCUUCCUUUGCUGACCAGAGGGCUGCUGUGGAGUGGAUCAAACUUUCUAAAGGUGCAGUCACAGGUGUUUGGUACAAAAAAGUCUGCAUUCUUCUGAGGAGUUGUAGAACCUUAAGAGCACAAGCAUAUUCAAAAACAGAACAGCCACCAAGUUCUUUGAAAUCUUCACCACCACAUAAGGAAACCUUAAACUGGUGCAUUGGACUAAACGCUCAUAAUUCCCAGCCAUGGCUCAAUUAAGGAAAUUGCAAUUGUAAUGCCCCAUGUUGGGGAAGACAAAAAAAUGGCUACUUUCUGUUUGCUCAAGAACAAGUGCUUUGGGAAAGCUUGAAUUAAUCACCCGUUUGUUUGGCCGGAGAGCUAUACUCGAGGGAUGUGAUUCUCCGCCUUCAGCCAGAGGAGCUUUUCUGACACUUAAGAUAUGCCUUGUCCAAAAAUGUGUCCUUUCUUUUCCCCAUAACUUUUAGAAAUAUAUUAGUGAAAUAUAAAGGACUUAUUUCUAAGUUGACAUGCAUAGGAUUGCACUGUUUAUGUAUUUAUUUACCUGUAUAUUAUGUAUUUGAAUACAGUGUCUGGUUCAUAAAGGCAGUGUGGGAAAGAGACUUGGGAGGGCGCAUUUGCUCACAGCAGUACUGUCACUUUGGUCCAAGUAAAUAGGGCAAAUAAAGGAACUCAAAGCUUGCAGAAAGGCCUUCUAGCAACUCCCCCUUUUGUACUCAGGGCCUGGAAGCGAUUCUUAAUUGUGUUGGUUGUCUCUAUACCUCCAAACUAUACAGAUUGUGUGAUUUUUAUAAUAUAAACUACAUUGUCAAAAACA